Molecule: messenger RNA, 2744 nt
Organism: Cyprinodon tularosa
Lineage: Eukaryota; Metazoa; Chordata; Actinopteri; Cyprinodontiformes; Cyprinodontidae
Product: hydroperoxide isomerase ALOXE3-like
Exons: 10
Coding region: 39-1421 (460 amino acids)
Biological process (GO): lipid oxidation; linoleic acid metabolic process
Molecular function (GO): iron ion binding; oxidoreductase activity, acting on single donors with incorporation of molecular oxygen, incorporation of two atoms of oxygen
Source: RefSeq, a predicted model, not a curated record
AAGAUGGUAAAUGGUCUGAUUUUAAUCAGAUUGAUGAAAUGGCGGACUGCAGCGAGAACAAAAUUUUGGACUAUGUCAAAAACAACUGGAAGGAUGAUGAUUUCUUUGGCUACCAGUUCCUGAAUGGUCUUAACCCCAUGGUGAUCAGACGCUGCGAGACCCUGCCUGACAACUUUCGUGUCACUGAUGACAUGAUCAGUCAGCACAGCAACGGUCCCUCUUGGCUGGAUCAGGAAAUGCAGUGUGGCAACAUAUUUCUGUGUGACUACAAGCUGUUGGAUGAAGUAGAAACAAGAGAAAUCCAUGGAAAGCAGCAAUACCUGGCGGCUCCACUUGUGCUGCUCUAUAAAAAAGCUGAUGAUAAACUGGUGCCUAUUGCAAUUCAGCUGAAGCAGAAGCCAGGACCAGACAACCCAAUCUUCCUUCCUACUGAUUCUCCGCAAGACUGGUUGUUGGCAAAAACUUUUGUGAGAAGUGCAGAAUUUAAUUUGCAUGAGCUCAACUUUCACCUGCUGCGCACUCACCUGCUGGCUGAGGUCUUUGCAGUGUCCACGUGGCGCAACUUACCUAUGGUUCAUCCGCUGUACAAGCUUCUCAUACCCCACACUCGCUACACUCUGCAUAUUAAUGUCCUGGCACGAAAGGUCCUAAUAUCUGAGAAUGGUGUCUUGACAACGGUGGCAUCUUCGGGUGGAGAGGGUAUGUUCAAAAUCCUGGGGAAAUCCUUGUCCUCAAUGACGUACAGAUCCCUCUGCAUACCUGAUGACAUUGCAGAUCGUGGGAUGGAAAAUACUCCGAACUUCUACUACAGAGAUGAUGGACUGAAACUGUGGAACAGCCUACACAGAUUUGUUGCAGGAAUCCUGAAUCUCUACUACAAGACUGACGAGGACGUGGAGGAGGACCCUGAGCUGCAGAAUUGGAUAAGGGAUAUUUUUCGACGUGGAUUUCUUUCCAACACAAAUUCAGGAAUCCCAAAUAAAUUGACCACAGUGGCUGAUCUGGUCAAGUUCGUCACCAUGGUGAUCUUCACUGGCUCGGUCCAGCAUUCUGCUGUGAACUCUGGACAGUAUGACUUCGGUGGCUGGAUGCCCAACCUGCCGAGCACCAUGGAACGUCCCCCACCGACCGAAAAGGGGAAAGCAAGUGAGGCCACCAUAAUGGAGGCACUGCCAGACAAAUCAACAACAUAUAGUACCACAAACACCUUGUAUGUGCUGACCCAGGAAUAUGCUGAUGUUGUCCCUUUAGGCAAUUACCCAGAGGAGCAUUUCACUGAGAAGGAGCCCCACAGCCUGAUUAAAGCAUUCCAAAAUGAGCUGAAGCAGCUGAGUGAUGAAAUCAAGAAAAGAAACGAGAAGCUGGAUGUCCCAUACGAAUACCUGGAUCCGGAAAAAAUUGGAAAUAGUGUUACUAUUUAAAAAACUGAUGUUUGAACCCCCUUUCAACCAAAUUUAGAUACAGAUUUGCAAAAGAAAAGAAAUCAGGAGAAAAUGUUUUUAUCUGAUCCUUUACUGUAAAUAUAUUCAGAGUAAAUGUUGCAGUGUUAAAGUAACACUUUAAAAGUACAAUCAUUAUACAGAGCAGGGACAUUAUAGUGGACUUUUUUGCAAACUCACUUACCUGACUGUUCGGACAGAUACUCACUGCUUUUUGCUUCGUUGGUCACAACUAGUGAUGGUGAGGGAGCCUCAUGAGGCAUUUGAACCAUUUGGCUUAUUGCUUCAUGAGGCCUCAUCUGCACAUGUCACCACCUACUGGUGGAGUUCAUAAAUUCAGUUAGUAAUAUAAUAUGUGAUGCUUGCAAUUAUUUGUGUUUUUUUUUCCUAGUUAAGUUCCUUUAAAAUUGUUCAUGAUUAGUGUGUAUAAAAAAGUCCCUUGUAAGGUUUUGGGUGUGUGAAAUUUCUUAGAAAAGAAUGAUCUUUAAAUGUACACUGUCAUUUUAGUGACAUAAGCUCAAACAGCAGUGUUGGGCACGUUACUUUGAAAAAGUAAUUAGUUACUAGAUACUUCUCCCAAAAAGUAACUGAGUUACUAACUGAGUUACUCCACAAUAAAAGUAACUAGUUACUAGUAAAAGUAACUAUUGCAUUACUUUUGCGUUUUCGCCCCCGUAACCCUCACCACCCGGCCCCCACCUUCUCGCCGUGUUUUUCAAAAGCCAGUUGAAUUGGUAUUAAUAUCAUCAGGCUGCAUUACCUCUACUCAUGGGUGUGAAGUUUUUUAGAUCUGGUGAGUGUAUGAAAUUAAUAACUGGGGAUGUCUAAUUCUGAAAUCCUGUGUAUUUUGGUUGUUAUGGAUACUGCAAAAUCCAUCUAUCUAUCCAUCUAUCCAGAUUUUUCCCUUUCUCCAUAUAGGCUAACAUUUGAUCGCUCACACUCUUUGUAGUUCCCCUGUGGUGCGAGCUGUAAGGUUUAUUCAAUGAUGAUUAUACAGUUAAUAUGUGUGCAUAUAAAACAUUGAGGAAAUGAGAUGCUUCACUUGUUUACUGCAAACUGUCAUGCAACGGUGGUGGAAAAUUAAUGAUGUUUGUGCAAAGGCUAAAUCACAGUUAUCAGAAGAGCACACUGUUCUGUGAUUCAAUCAGAGGAGCAUUCUGUCCUCUGACUUCAUCAAUUGCCUUGUCAGAAGAACACUCUGUUUUGGAACACACUUCAUGUGUUAUGAAUUGCUAAUAAAAAGGGCUCUGCAGAGGAAGUCCGUUAGAGAGUUGGGUGUAGCUGUCUCCCUCUGCAGAAGCUGCU